GCNUCAGGAUCCUCCUCAUGUCAAUGAAAAUGGCUCACUUCAUCUUCAUCGAGGUUUGGCGGAGAAGUUUCAAGCGGUGGCUAGUGGAGGGAUCAACAGCGCCAAACAAGCCCGCAAAAGUAAAGAGACCGAGAAAACACACUCUCAAGGAGAGAACUUACAGAAUGUCACCAGCUAUCCACAUUCCCUUGAGCGGUCACGCACGCUUCCAACAUCAGUAGAGUUUAAUAGUAGGAACUACCAAGAAGGAAAUAUGAAUACUCCCCCAGUUUCUGCUAUGAACAGAAGUAAGGAUUCAUCUCAAACUGAUGGCUCAGGUUUCUCUGCACAAAAUGCUUAUCCUUACUAUAUGCAUGGGGUCAUGAACCAAGUUAUGAUGCAAUCAGCAGCCAUGAUGCCUCAGUAUGGUCAUCAACUUCCUCAUUGCCCACCUAAUCAUCCGAACGGAAUGACGGGAUAUCCUUACUACCACCACCCACACCCAAUGAACACAUCAUUACAGCACAGUCAGAUGUCUUUACAGAAUGGUCAGAUGUCUAUGGUUCAUCAUUCUUGGUCACCGGCAGGAAAUCACUCUUCUAACGAGGUGAGGGUGAAUAAACUUGACAGAAGAGAGGAAGCUUUACUUAAAUUUAGAAGAAAAAGGAACCAAAGGUGUUUUGAUAAAAAGAUUAGGUAUGUGAAUAGGAAACGCCUUGCUGAGAGGAGACCACGUGUUAAGGGUCAGUUUGUUAGGAAGAUGAACGGCGUGAAUGUUGAUUUGAACGGGCAGCCUGACUCUGCUGACUAUGAUGAAGAGGAAGAGGAGGAAGAAGAAGAAGAAGAGGAGAACCGGGAUUCAUCUCCUCAGGAUGAUGCUCUGGGAACUUAGAAGAAACAUUAAAAGAACUGAAAACCAUGUUGUGUUAUACCGAUUUGCUUGCAUCUUAUCAAACAACACAUGAUGGUCGACUAACACAGAAAGGAUUCUGCUGCUGCAGCCAAAAAAACAUCGAAUUUCAAGCCUCUCGAAGGAAAUGUUGGCUCUUGCGGCUCAACUUUGUCAGAGCAUUCUGUGGGUGUAGCUUACUUCGUUGAUACAUAUAAUGUGUUUUUGUCAUGUUCACUCGUAUAUUGUGUAUUAACCUUUCUUCUCCUUCUGGCAUCAUCAUUUACUUGAAUAUUGUUUUUCCAUUGUUA
This is a messenger RNA of Camelina sativa (false flax), 1179 nucleotides long. Lineage: Eukaryota; Viridiplantae; Streptophyta; Magnoliopsida; Brassicales; Brassicaceae. The record is from RefSeq and is a predicted model, not a curated record.